Molecule: messenger RNA, 2883 nt
Organism: Apus apus (common swift)
Lineage: Eukaryota; Metazoa; Chordata; Aves; Apodiformes; Apodidae
Gene: CDKL2
Product: cyclin dependent kinase like 2
Exons: 13
Coding region: 96-1751 (551 amino acids)
Biological process (GO): protein phosphorylation
Cellular component (GO): nucleus
Molecular function (GO): ATP binding; cyclin-dependent protein serine/threonine kinase activity
Source: RefSeq, a predicted model, not a curated record
UCCCGCCCCCCGCCGCCAUUUCCUCGCCGCCUCAGCCGCUCCCGCCGGGAUCCGACCCCCCCCCCAGCACCUUUCCCGGCGGGAAUUCCGCGGGCAUGGAGAAGUACCAGGUGCUGGGCCUGGUCGGGGAAGGCAGCUACGGGGUGGUGACCAAGUGCCGGGACAAGGAGAGCGGGCGGCUGGUCGCCGUCAAGAAGUUCCUGGAGAGCGAGGAGGACGCGGCGGUGAGGAAGGUGGCCCUGAGGGAGGUGAAGCUGCUGAAGCAACUCAGGCAUGAGAACCUGGUGAACCUGCUGGAAGUGUAUAAAAAGAAGAAACGGUGGUACCUGGUGUUUGAAUUUGUGGAUCACACAGUCCUGGAUGACCUGGAGGCAUUUCCAAACGGGCUGGACUGCGGCCGGGUUCGGAAAUACUUAUUUCAGAUUAUCAGAGGAAUAGCAUUUUGUCACAGUCAUAACAUAAUCCAUCGGGAUAUUAAGCCAGAGAACAUACUAGUUUCCCAGUCAGGAGUUGUAAAACUGUGUGACUUUGGAUUUGCCAGGACUUUAGCAGCUUCUGGGGAAGCUUACACAGACUACGUGGCAACCCGAUGGUACAGAGCUCCAGAGCUGCUGGUGGGAGACAUCAAGUAUGGCAAGGCUGUGGACGUGUGGGCUAUUGGCUCUCUGAUAACAGAAAUGCUUACAGGAGAGCCCCUCUUCCCUGGAGAUUCAGACAUCGACCAGCUCUACCAUAUCACCAAGUGCCUGGGUAAUUUAAUUCCAAGACACCAAGAGUUAUUCUAUAAAAAUCCCCUCUUUGCUGGCAUGAGGUUGCCUGAAGUGAAGGAGGCUGAAUCUCUGGACAAAAGAUAUCCCAAGCUCUCUGCUGCAGUGCUGGAUUUAGCCAAGAAAUGUUUGCAGAUUGAUCCAGACAAAAGACCAUCCUGUGCUGAGCUCCUGCAGUGUGACUUCUUCAACAAGGAUGGAUUUGCAGAAAGAUUUACUCAGGAGCUGAAGUUAAAGAUUCAAAAAGAUGCUAGAGAUCACCAAUUUAAAAAAAAGCCAAAAAUCAGCAAAAGGGACAAAGAUGAUAUUUUAGAAGAAAGAAAAAUACUUGGUGUCCAGGAGUUCAGCAUCGACCCGAAGAGCAGGGAUAGGAAGCUCUUAAAGGCCAAGCACUCUAAAGCUGAUGCAGAGAAAGCAGAGAGGUCCUCGAACCUGAGCUCCCUCCUUGACACUGCCAUCAACCCCUUGAAAAUAAGCCCUCACACCAGCCUGAAAGAUUCCAGCAGCAGCUUGGACUACACCAAGAAUGCAGGCAUCGUUAUCCCUCCCAUCAACCAGAACUUUUCUCCCACUACAGCUGGGAUGGGGCCUGUGCCUGGAAACCUUAAUUACAGAGUUGAUGAAAAGAGUAAAAAAUACUUGAACCCAUUCCUGAGGACCCAGAAGAAUUCUCCAGCAGGCCAUUACAGUGUCAGCCUGACAUCGGUCACUAAUGAAAAAAACAUCCUUGAGGCAAACAGGAAAAGAUGGGAAUUCUCCAAGACAGACGUGCGUUUGCCAGAGCUGAAUCACCUCCCUGAGCUGAGAGGAGUGGAAGCCUGGCAUCCCAGAUUCCUGAAGAAGGAGAAUAAAACAGCUUCAGAGUCCCGUGUCCCCUCCCUUGCUGCUAUUGACCUCCAUAACCCAAGUCUGGCCUCACAGCAGCUGUCGGGGACCUUAAUGCCUGAUCCAUCAGAAUCCAGCUUCCCCAGAGUGGAGCACUAGUCUUAUGGAGAAGAUCACACCUGUCUGCAAAAGGUGGCUGAAACAGAGGGAACAAUCCUCCUGAGCUUCCAGGUGCUAAAGCUGCAAGGUCCCUGCAGGAGGGAGGAGGAUCCCUCCCUCUCCAGUUAGCACAGUGAACUGCCAUGGGAAGUGGCUGAGGUCCAGCCCGAGGACAGAGCUCCUGCUGCCACUGCUGCUGGAUUUCUUGCAUGCAAAACUGCUCCUGAAAUGGUGACGUUGUGGCCCAGGGCCUGGGCUGGUCUGAGGUCACUCAGGGGCAAAAUAGUGGUUCUUGGUGUGUGACAAGGGCAGAAGGUGGUUUGGAGGGUUUUUGAAGGGAGCUGGACUUCCUUUUGUCUAACUGCUGCCCUCGUGAGGCUUUGCUUGCUAAAUGAAUAGUGCAAGAGUAGAUUACCUGCUGAGUUUGCCAAGUUCUGGUGGGCUGCCUGAUCUAGGUUGGAAAGCACCUUUUGCCUUGACAAAAAACGUCGGCGAAGAAAACACCUGUGCAAGCAACACCACGUUUGAAUGUGUCAGUGUCCCCCCAGCUUUUCCUCCUGGCACCCUUGCUCACGCCCAGCAGCACGUGUGAGCUGCUGGUAGGUUCCUGUUCCCUCCCCUGCUUUUCCUCCCUGUCUUUGGGAGGUUGUAGGUAAGUGUUGAAGUGGGCCUGUUACUGGUGAAAGCACCAAGCUGUGGUGCAGGUGGCCUGGCAAGGGGCUUCUGUGAGUGCUCAGCCACCCUCUGAAGUCCUUUAGGUCCCUUUAUGGGAUGGGACAUCUCAGUGUGACCCUCGACAGUGGCUGGUGGAGAGAGGAAAAAGGGCAUUGCUGUCAUCUUGGGACUGUGAGGAGACUGUUUUUGCUUAACUCCCCCUCAAGUUGGGUGCAGGCAGUUCUAUGGUGUCCCAGUGUUGGUCACAACCCUCAUUUCUGACAGCUGGAGGCUGCUGUCACAGCUCACACCCCUCCUCUGAGGGUGGAGUGAACUUUGGCCCUUGUCUUGCCACAAGAGGUGGCCUUUCCCAUGGCUGCCUGGGGCAGGAGUACCCGUGUCAUGGUGUGCAGAGCUUUCUGGCUGGGCAGUGUUGUGAUGUCUACGUUGAAACGUGUAAGUAAAGGGAUCUUCAGAU